AUGAGUGCAUCAACGUUGCCUCAAGAAAUUCUCAUGGAGAUCCUCUCCAAGCUUCCUGCUAAAACCCUAGUACGAUUUAGGUGCGUUUCUAAAUUCUUUUGCGCUCUCAUAGUUGACCAUGGCUUUGGCGUUGUGCAUCGCAGCUUGUCCUUGACGCUUCCCAGUAGGGCGGGCUUUCUCAUCUCUAUCGAGCUUCGAACACCGCCCUUCGCCCCUCUCCGUCGUGUAUAUUACACCCUAAAUUUCAGCCCCCACCGCCGGGGAACGGUCCAAGCCAACCGUGUCGGCUACUUGGACGCUGCCCCCUUUCUAAUCUCCUCUUCCUCUGACGGCCUGAUUUGUGUGUCCAAACCCAAGGGAGACGUCGCCGUUUGCAACGUUAGUACGGGACAACGUAUUUUCCUUCCAAGAAUCCAAUACAAGGACUAUGCACCAUAUUUGGGGUACGAUUCCCAAUCUAAAAGAUACAAGGUUUUGAUGGCAACCAAGAUGAUUGAUCCAGAGAGUAACAACUACUUGUAUAACAACUACAAGUAUAAGCUUUGGGUUUUUACUGUGGGAGUGGAUAGAUCAUGGAGGGAGAUCAACAACUGCGGUUCCUACAUCUUCCAUCCCUCCUUUUACAAUUCAAAUACUUGUGUUUACAUUGACGGUGUUAUCUAUUCCCAUAAUUCGUUGAAUAAACAUAGCAUGUUUCAUAAAUUCCAUAUAGAAACAUUUGAAGUUGGGUGUGAGAGUUUUUCUGCGAUAACCCUUCCAGAUGAAAUUUCAGAGAAAUAUUUAGAUUUUGAAAACUCUGCAUUGCUAGAAGUUGGAGGUCGUGUGGCUAUGGUUUUUGUUCAUCUUCAUCCUAUAUUAGGAGGAGGAGAAGGCGUAUGCUACAUGGACGUUUGGACUUGGGAGAAAUCUGAAAAAUGUUGGGAGAAAAAUACCAUCACUACCAUUCCAUUAGAAUGGAGUAGAAUAAUUUACUACGCUAAAUGUCUGCGCUUUGCUUCAAAUCAUGAUGGGGAGAUUGUGUUGUUAUGUAUAUAUGUUAAGCAAUUAUUUAUUUUUGUUUGUAACUUGAAAAGUGAGGUUUGGAAAAAAUUUGAUGUAAGUGGAGUUGAUGACUUUCCAAUUUUUAGCUAUUGGGAAGUUACCCUGAACAACAUUGUGGACCAUGUGUUUCCCUUGGAGUAA
Messenger RNA from Ipomoea triloba (trilobed morning glory), 1182 nucleotides. RefSeq names its product F-box protein At4g19940-like. The transcript has a single exon. The coding region runs from base 1 to 1182 and encodes 393 amino acids. NCBI's taxonomy places the organism in Eukaryota, Viridiplantae, Streptophyta, Magnoliopsida, Solanales, Convolvulaceae. The record is from RefSeq and is a predicted model, not a curated record. Gene Ontology annotation, molecular function: protein binding.